ACAGUAUAUUACUUAUAAUUACCUAGGCCAAUUAGAAGUUAGGCUAGUUCAACUAGGCUAUUUGUGUUUUGGACUUAUCUGAUUCCUCUGUCUGUAACUGCAUGCAUUCCAAACGGCUGUUGUCUAUGACGUCCGUAAGCAGGUUUGAGAACCUGUCUGAAUUGAAUCCAAAUGAUAACACAUUGAUACUCAAUAUUUUGAAAUGUCGUCGUGUAUGUCAACCGAAUACUUUAUUUAGUAUAGUAUCAAGAACUUUGUGCUGAUGGAGACAAUAGUAAAUAGUUCAUUUGAUGCGGGAGAGACCAUCCACAGCACUGAAAGGUGUUUCUAUGAAACGAUCGAGACGCAAACGUCUUGGUUUUGCUCAUAAUGUAACACAGUCCAGGAAAUAGGCUAUACUUAGGAGUUAAAGAAGCAAUUGGAGGCUUUGCUUAUCGUCAAUGCUCGAGAGGAAUCAAGCUCUUAGUGCGUUGAAUGCUUGGAGACCGAUGACUAUCCCUAUGUCACAGUGGUUUCGACUCACUCAAUCAUAUGCACUUCAACAUACAGCGCAUGCUUUCACCUUUGCUUUCGCCUAUUCUUUGGGAGUCAUUCCAGGAUAUUUUUUUGAUCACACACUUGCACACAGGGUGAGGACCUGCACAGGCUGUGCAGAGAGCUCACAGAGAGUGAUGCAACCUGGAAGCUGCUGAUGUGCUGAAAAAUAAAGCCAAAGAAAAGCCAGCCAGUGAACUGAACAGGAGAGGGGACAUGGAGUAACAGUGUCUGACUAUACACAGCCGCAGAUAGAGCUUGUUAAUGUGUUGCCAUAUACCAUGACGGAUUCAGUCUGACACAGUGUAAGGUACCCGGAGAUGUACGAUUCCAGAUAGCGCUGUGUAAGCCAUUUCACAAAGGCCCCUAUAGCAGGUGCAGAGACAUCGACUGUGUUGGAUUCACUGACUGUCAGUGCAUGGCUGAAGACCGAUAGAUGGCAUUGGAUUCAUUAAGAAAAAAGUGUGAGAUGAACACGGCCUAAAUAGCACUGGAUGCACCCUUACAGUUGGCAGUGGAUGAGCACGGACAGAUAGCAUUGGGAUUGGCUGAUACAGACGGAGAACGCUAGAGCUAGAUGAGCUACCGCAGAUAGCAGUGUAGAUCCACUGUUAGCGAGCUAGCGCAGGCAGGGAGUUGGAGUGGGAGGCAUAGCACCAUGAACCCCAGAGAGAGCGGAGGAGGAGGAGUGGAGGCCAUGGAGACCCAGGCGGGAGGGCUGGCGUUGGGGGAGGAGGGUGGCAAGGCCAGCCAUGGAGGAGAUGGAGAAGAGGGGGAAGAAGACAAGGCCUCAGCCUACGACUGCAACGUGUGUGGCCGGAGCUUCCCCUUCCAGAGCUCUCUGUCGCAGCACAUGCGGCGCCACACAGGCGCACGCCCCUACAAGUGUCCCUACUGCGACCACCGUGCCUCCCAGAAAGGCAACCUCAAGGUCCACAUCCGCAGCCACAAGCUGCGCACACUCACUAGCCACCACCCCGAGGAGGCGGAGGAUGGGCCAGAGGAGGAAGAGGAGGGGUCAGGUGAAGUGGGUGUGUCCGAGGGCCUGGACGGUGGAACCAGUCCGACGAAGAGCAGCUCGGCCUGUAACAGGGUCGUCAACGGAGACGCUAACACAGAAGAGGGCAUAGGGAAGACGGCGGUGAGGAGCGUCAAAAGGGAGAAGUCGAGCUCUGAGCAGCGGCCAUAUUGCUGCCGUCUGUGUGGGUACCAGACCCAGCGCGAGGACCAACUCCUCAGUCACAUCGAGAAGGUCCACAUCACAGCCGACAUGGAGGACGAGACUAACCCAGUGAGUCAGGAGGCAGUGGCAACGGAGGGAGAAACAGGGACUCAGGUCACUGAUGGGGCCUUCCCCUGUGAGACGUGUGGCCAGGUGUUCACACAGGCCUGGUUCCUUAAGUCCCACAUGAAGAAACACGCAGGCCUCCUUGAGCACUGUUGUCGGGUGUGCGGCCGCCGUUUCAGGGAAGCCUGGUUCCUCAAGAGCCACAUGAAGACCCACACUGGCUCCAAGGCCUCCGGCCGGGGGAAACCCAAGGCAGACUCCCAAGAGGCCGCGGCCACCAUCAACGACGUGGCCCAAGACCCAGAGACCAAUGUGACCUCCACAAACCUUUACCAGGUUUGCUCCAAGUGUGGCAACCUGUUCCAUGACAGAGAGAGCCUGAGGACCCACGAGAAGGUCCACAACCAGGCUAAGCAGCCGACACAGGGCCAGAGACGACCUAGUGAUGACGGGGACUCUCCCAGUGCCAAAAGGCGCCUCCUGGACUACCUCAGCCUCCGCCCAGCUGCCGAAGAAAAGCCCCAGGAAGAGAAGAGGCGCUUGGGCCAGAAAAUCCCCGAGCUGGACCCAGUUUGUAGCUACCAGGCCUGGCAGCUGGCUACUCGGGGCAGGGUUCUGGAGCCUGUGGAGGCAUACAGUAUAAAGGCUACGGCAGGUGGAGAAGGGGAUGAGGUCCUGGCUGGAGGGACCGUGGUGUACGAGAAGGAGAGCAGCCGCUACAUCCUGGAGGGCCAGCAGAGAGAGAGACGCUCAGGGAGACGCAGCAGCACCAGCGGGGGAGGAGGUAGUAGCCACUACACCUCCCCAGGGGAGCACACCCCCGAGAGCGUGAGCGACUCGGAGUACCGUCCCUCCUCCCGCCAGGGCCGACGUCCCUCGUCCUUCCAGCAGAGCCAGACCAAGUCCACCGAGUGCUUUGAGUGCGGAAAGGUGUUCCGCAGCCGCCACCAGAUGAUUGUGCACCAGCGGGUCCACCAGAGGCGAGACGGGGGCAGGGGUUCCGGGUCCGGAGGGGACAACAGGGCAGGGCAAGGAGUGGACCGCUGGGGAUCCACCAGUGACCCCGAAUCAGGCUCUCCCAGCAGGCCCAGCACCCCAGGGUACGGGAACUCACCACCAGCCUCCACCCUGGGAGAGGACGCCCCUGAGAUGAGCACCGCCGAUGCAGUCCAACUGGCAGAUGAGAAGCCUUACGUCUGCAGCCUGUGUGACUUUGUCAGCACGGAGUCCUCUGCCUUCCUGUCCCAUCUACGUCUCCAGCACACCUGUGACGGCCGACCCAUUCCCAACCCCAGCUCCAGCUCUGAGAGAGGCACCCCCAGUAGCUUCCCCAAGCUGAAGAGGGCCCUCCUCGACGGGCUUGCUCAAUCCUCUGUCCCCCACCCUUACCUCUCUGCCCGGCCGUCGAGAGACAAAUGCACCGACGGGAGCAGUUCACCCACUGACCCUCACCAUAUUGCUCCUCUGGACCUGUGUGUGAGAGCCGAGGGUCACAGGGGCCCGGCCUCCUCAGCCCUUCAGCAGAAGGGCCUGCCCAGUCAUAAGUGCUCCUACUGCUCCCACUCCACCCACUACCUGGAGGUGCUGUGGAUGCACCAGACUGUCGCCCAUCGCAUCAACAGCAGUGCCCUGGCCCCCAAAUGGGCCCUCCUGAAGAAUGGCUUCAAGGGCCCCCGAGAGGGUUCGUCCUCCAGGAGACGCACGGGCCCUCCUCCCGCUCUGGAUGGGAGGGAGUGUCCCCCGUUGCCCCCUGUGGUGCGCACCCCCCGCACACGCCCCCCAUCGUUGAAUGGGGGCCAGAAGAAAGACGUCAGGGACAGGGCAGCCAGUCAACCCAGCACCUCUUCCUCCUCCACACAAGGAUCCUCCUCCUCUGCCUCAGGCUCCCAGAGUGUGCGGCCUCCCAGGGCAGGCAGCAGACAGAGAGGCGAGGCUGUGCCGGAUCAGGGCCAGCGCUCUCGCUCCAACUCCAGGCCCAGGGUGGAGAUCUACCCACGGGGAGGCUCCUUGACCGGCUCCCUGGAGAAGAGCACUGCGGCCGGGGCUCCCCAGCGACCCUCAGCCCCUAGCCCCAGUGUUGGAGGAACCACCAGGCUGGUGGAUAGGUACAUGUUGCCUCAAGAAGGCCUUGGAUUCAUGCUGUCCAGCAAACAUGGCCUGGCAGAGUACAGCAGAGCCAGGAGCUCGCCUCAGCCCCAGCCCAAGUCCAGCAGCUCCCAGUCUCACCCCCAGUCCCAGGGCAGACCCAGGGCAGAGCGCCCAGCCCACAACACCACCACGGCAGGCCAGGGCUAUGGAGCCUCCCACUCCCAGACACUUGGGAGCGCUGUCCAGGUAUCCUCCACCUCUUCCUCCUACCCCUCCUCAGCCCAGCAUGCGGAGGUGAAACAGGAGGAGGCACGGGGGGUGGAGACACCAGAGCUGCCCAUGGACAUCUUGAGCUUCCUGAAGAACUGUAACUCCAAUGACCUGGCGACGCUCUACCACCGCUGGGGUGCCGCCAACCCCCUCCUGAACCCCACAGGGAUGCUGAGGUCUCCGGUUCGACAAGGGGAAUACGGCUGCCAAGAGUGCGGGAAGAGCUUCAGUCAGCCCAGUCACCUCCGCACACACAUGAGAUCCCACACAGGGGAGAGACCGUUCCGGUGCCGCCUCUGCCCGUACCGAGCCUCUCAGAAAGGGAACCUAAAGACCCAUGUCCAGAGUGUCCACCACGUGCAUUUCGACAACGCCCAGUACCCUGAUUACAGACCACCGGGACUGGGCCCUGAGCAGGAGGAGGAGCAGGGGGACUGGUUCUCACCCACCACCACCAACCCACCCCGACCUAAUAACGGACCCACCAGCGUGACAUCCCCAGGGCCUAAGAUAGAGAUAGAGACUCCAUCCAUAUUCCCAGCUGUGUCAGAGACACCACCUGACAGAGUGACAUCAGAAUGAGCUCACCCCUAUUGCCAUUUUAGAUGAAAUAUUACCAGGACUAUUUGAAAUGUGUUCAAAAAUAAGAACUAAAAGGAUUUCUUGGAAAGAGAAGAGAAAUCGGACACUGUGCAACCAAAUGCUGUUUUUUUCCUCUGGAAAUGGGCAAGGAUGGCAUGGUGGCAUAGCGACGCCCCUAUAGCUUUCCAUUGUCCUAUUUCCCCCCCAUUUGAUUUAGAUUGUGAUGAAAUGGUUUUGUGCAUUCCUCAGGACACUGAUCCCUUAAUAACACACGGCAGAAUGGAGCAGCCAAGUUGGUGAUGUUUACACUGACUGAACUGAACUCACUUAGCUAACCCUCCGAUUGCAGCUGACUUGACAAGCUCAAGCUCAAGACGGUGUGUGUGUGUGUGUGCGUGUGUGCGUGUGUGCGUGUGUGCGUGUGUGCGUGUGUGCGUGUGUGUGUGUGUGUGUGUGUGUGUGUGUGUGUGUGUGUUCUAUCCUCUCGAGCACCACUAUGACGAGUCCAGUAUGAGUGGCUGUAGUGGAGUGACCACUACACGAUCUGACUCCGAGGCUGUUUGGCCGGUCAUUAAAGAGAGAGAGAGUGAGAGAGGGCUAAUGACAGUGUGAGAGGAGGUGCCUGCUUUACUGUUCAUUAAAAAGAGUGCGCUUUUAAUGGGGGGUAUGAACGAGCGUGCUGUUUUAACGGUCGUUCAAUUAUUGGGAGAAGAAGAAGAGGCCGUUUUCUGAUCCCUCUGAUCCGAGCGUAGUCCUCCUCCCACACCCACACCUCCAACCUCAAAUUAGACCCACUUACUGAAACCUCUUAGCAGGAAUAAAGUGGUCGGACUGUUUGGUUCAAGUUGCCCUUACUCUCUUUUCUACUUGAAUAAGAGUACACUCCUAAAAGCUAGUCCUCACAACAGUGGCUUUUUUGGGGGGGAAGGUUGAGAGGUCAGGCGUCUAGAGCUUUCAGGGAGCAUUGUUGGAGACAGUGUUUUGUUUCCGAUGGCUGCGGAGCCGUCGCAGGGUUGGUGUGUGUGUGUGUGUGCGGCUUGUGUGUGUGCGGCUUGUGAGUGUGUGUGUGUGUGCGUGUGUGUGUGUUUGCCCCUUGAUUACCUCUGCGUAUUAGACUCCCUUUAGACGCUUUGCAUACUACCUCCUUUGCAAAAAAAAGCUUGUUUUGGUUUUUGUACGGCCAGGUAUGAAGUGAGGACCAAAGCCAUGCUUGUAUACUGUAUAUACCAUAUAAGCAGAGGCUUCACUGUAACCACAUGUGUGAUGUUUUUCUCAAAGUUGCAUUCACCCUCAUAAAACGCCUCCUGGAUUCAUAGCCAUGCCUAUGACUAUUGGAUUACCUGUUCGUUAGGGCAGACACCAAAAAAACAUUUUUGCAACGGAAAACAAAAAUGAGCAUUUCUGAUUGGACAAAUCCAGAAGUGCCCUUCCUGUUUCAGUCCACUUUCUUCCGUUGGGCGCCUAAUGAACACACCCCAGGUGAGGUGAAGCUCUAAUAAGUUAGUCAUUCUUGUUUUGUUGCAUGGAUGUCAACAUGUUCGUUCAGACAAGCAGACUAUUGGUCAGACAGUCUUUUUGAGCAAACGUAUACACGCAAGGCCACAUGCACUGUACAAGACAGUGCAAAUGUCAACGUGUGAGACAAAUAGAAGUGAAUAAUUAUCAGCUGUUUAGAAUUAAAACCAAAAAAAUUGGGGGGGAUUCAAAGAUAUGGAAUUGUUGUCAUGGGACAUAAUACUGUCUACUUUGAGACCUCGGUAGUAGUUUUUACAUGAACACAAGAUGAAACAAUUUCUGUGUCAGUUUCUUUAUAUGGUUGGUUGAAUAUGCAUACAACAGUGUGCUUAUGUAUACCGACACAUACUGUACGUGUAUAUUAAAGAUGAGGAUAGUCAAAUAAUUGUAACGGAUAUUAUAGCCUAUCAAGUAGUGUCCUUAAUAAUUAGUGCCCUUAAAUACUGUUGUACAGAAUUACCCUUUAAGAUUAACUCCUAGAAUACACAUUUGUACUCGUAAGUGUGACUUAGCAGAUAUGAGCAGACCACACGGGAGUGAGAGAGUGAGUAUUUGUCACAGCGUUAGAUACCAAAUGGCAUUUCCAGUGCACUUAGACUAUGUUACUGCUUUAACCCGUUUAACUGUCUUCAUUUCAUUCAGUCUUUGAUUGGUAAAGGUGGUCCAGUUCAAUGUCACCUCUGGUUUUUAAUCAUUAUUGUUCUAUUAUUAAAGAUAUCCAUGAUUUAUUUAAUAUCAUUUGCUAUGUGUUUUUGUUUUAGGCAUUUGGUUUGUAUUACACUGCUCAGUUCAGUUUUCGAAUGGAAAAUGAUAGAGUGUGUUUUUAGUCUCUCUCUCUUUGCUAAAAAGUAGAACUUCUUCAGUAGAUAGCCAUGGUUACCCUCCCAAAGAAUGUGGUGGAAGUCAUUAUUUCUAUUUGGUUGGGGUUUUAACAAUGCCUCCAAGUUGUGUGUGUGUGUGUUGGCUUUUAAUUUGUAAUUAACUACAUUGUCAUUGUUCCGUAGAGGACAUCAUUUGGAAUGUAUUUGGUUGACAUCGGUAUUUAUUAGUUACAAUGAUCAGAGCAGAAGCAGACAGGAAUUGUUUUAUUUGAUUCUUUUCAGACUUUGUUUUUUUAUACUUCGUUUUCACUGUCCCUGAUGUGAAAGCUCUACCUCGUCUGAGACCUCCUCAGUUCUGUUAAAGUUUUGUACAUCGUUGCAGAAAAUGUAAAAGUCAUCAUGUCCACAUUAAAUACACGAACAUGACACCAUUCAA
Salvelinus fontinalis (brook trout) is the source of this 7534-nucleotide messenger RNA. RefSeq names its product zinc finger protein 516-like. NCBI's taxonomy places the organism in Eukaryota, Metazoa, Chordata, Actinopteri, Salmoniformes, Salmonidae. Bases 1193 to 4762 code for a protein of 1189 amino acids. The transcript is spliced from 5 exons. Gene Ontology annotation, molecular function: RNA polymerase II cis-regulatory region sequence-specific DNA binding; DNA-binding transcription factor activity, RNA polymerase II-specific. Gene Ontology annotation, biological process: regulation of DNA-templated transcription. The record is from RefSeq and is a predicted model, not a curated record. Gene Ontology annotation, cellular component: nucleus.